Branchiostoma floridae (Florida lancelet) is the source of this 5186-nucleotide messenger RNA. RefSeq names its product AP-2 complex subunit alpha-2-like. Gene Ontology annotation, cellular component: membrane coat; AP-2 adaptor complex. Gene Ontology annotation, molecular function: clathrin-cargo adaptor activity. The record is from RefSeq and is a predicted model, not a curated record. The transcript has 26 exons. Lineage: Eukaryota; Metazoa; Chordata; Leptocardii; Amphioxiformes; Branchiostomatidae. Bases 296 to 3259 code for a protein of 987 amino acids. Gene Ontology annotation, biological process: clathrin-dependent endocytosis; intracellular protein transport.
CGUCCCGCCGCGCCGUCACGUGAGAAGGGGGUGGGUAGGGAGCCUCGUUCUGGCGCCGAGCGGACAUGGCGGCCAUUUUCUGACUCUGACGUGCCACGGCCGACAUUCACGCGCAAAUCCUGCCCGCUUUCCACCGUACAGAAACCCCCCACCUCACCCAGAACUGUGCCGGAGGGACCUACAACUCCCGGGACUGUGUACGAACGUUUGCGUUGUCGUUAAAACCUCCUUGUUGUGACGUUGGUUUCAGCUCGCCAGCGAGUUCCGAUCGUUCACCAGGGGGACUGAGAUCAGCAUGCCCACCGUGGCGAAGGGAGACGGCAUGCGCGGCCUCGCCGUGUUCAUCUCCGACAUCAGAAACUGUAAAAGCAAAGAAGCAGAGCAGAAGCGGAUAAACAAGGAACUGGCAAACAUCAGAUCCAAAUUCAAAGGUGACAAGACCCUGGAUGGAUACAACAAGAAGAAGUAUGUGUGUAAACUGCUCUUCAUUUUCCUGCUGGGCCAUGACAUUGACUUUGGGCACAUGGAGGCCGUCAACCUCCUGUCUUCCAACAAGUACACCGAGAAACAGAUCGGUUACCUGUUCAUCUCGGUGCUGGUGAACACCGACAGUGCCCUGAUCCGGCUCAUCAUCCAGGCCAUCAAGAAUGACCUGGAGGCGCGCCACCCCGUCCACAUCUGCCUGGCCCUGCAGUGCAUCGCCAACAUCGGCAGCAAGGAGAUGGCAGAGGCUCUCACCAAGGAGAUCCCCAAACUCAUCGUAUCUGGAGAGACCAUAGAUGCUGUGAAGCAGAGCGCCUGCCUGUGUCUGCUGCGUCUCUUCCGCACGUCCCCAGAGACCGUGCCUCCAGGAGAAUGGACGCAGAGGGUCGGCCAUCUUCUCAACGACCAACAUCUGGGUGUGGUAACGUCUGCCACCAGCCUGAUCCACACGCUGGCCCAGAAGACUCCCGAGGACUUCAAGCCGUGCGUUCAGCUGGCCAUCUCUCGACUCAGUAGGAUUGUGACAUCAUCAUACACAGACCUCCAGGACUACACCUACUACUUUGUCCCCGCCCCCUGGCUGUCAGUCAAGCUGCUCAGGCUGCUACAAGUCUACCCACCACCAGAGGACCCAGCCCUGCGUGGCCGGCUGAACGAGUGCCUGGAGACCAUCCUCAACAAGGCCCAGGAGCCGCCCAAGUCUAAGAAGGUGCAGCACUCCAACGCUAAGAACGCCGUGCUGUUCGAAGCCAUCAACCUCAUUAUUCAUCAUGACACAGAACCCAGCCUCCUAGUGCGAGCGUGUAACCAGCUUGGCCAGUUCCUGCAGCACAGAGAGACGAACCUGCGUUACCUGGCCCUGGAGAGCAUGUGUCUUCUGGCCUCCUCCGAGUUCUCCCACGAGGCAGUGAAGAAACACAUGGAUACGGUUAUCACCGCACUCAAGACUGAGCGUGACGUGAGCGUACGACAGCGAGCUGUUGAUCUGCUGUACGGGAUGUGUGACAAGUCCAACGCUGAGGAGAUCGUGGCCGAAAUGCUGUCCUACCUAGAGACAGCCGACUACUCCAUCAGAGAAGAAAUGGUGUUGAAGGUGGCCAUCUUAGCAGAGAAGUACCCAGUUGACUACACCUGGUACGUGGACACCAUCCUGAACCUGAUCCGAAUUGCUGGAGACUACGUCAGUGACGAGGUGUGGUACCGUGUCAUCCAGAUUGUCAUCAACAGGGACGAUGUGCAAGGGUAUGCUGCAAAGGUCGUGUUUGAGGCACUCCAAGCGCCAGCCUGCCAUGAGAACAUGGUGAAGGUGGGAGGUUACAUCCUCGGGGAGUUCGGCAAUCUCAUCGCAGGAGACCAGAGAUCCAGCCCAAUGGUCCAGUUCCAGCUGCUGCACUCCAAGUACCACCUGUGCAGCGCCCCGACCCGCGGACUCCUGCUCUCCACCUACAUCAAGUUCAUCAACCUGUUCCCUGAGAUCAAGGGACAACUCCAGGAUGUCUUGCGGAAUAACAACAACCUGCAGAACGCUGACGCAGAGCUGCAGCAGAGAGCGAUCGAGUACCUGCAGCUCAGCACGGUAGCCAGCCAGGACGUCCUGGCGACAGUUCUAGAAGAGAUGCCACCGUUCCCGGAGAGAGAGUCGUCCAUCCUGGCCAAGCUGAAGAAGAAGAAGCCCAACGUCUCGGACAUCGAGGUUGUGAAGGAAGGCAAGAAGUCGUCGAACCCUCCCACCCUGAACAACAGUGCCGCCAACACACCUGAGGCCACACCUGCAUCAGCACCUGUACCUGUCAUGGCAGCUGCACCUGCUCCUGCCCCAGUCCAGAGUGCCUCUGACGACCUGCUAGGUUUGAGCGCAGGUCCGGCUGCCGCUGCGCCGGUCACGAACAACUUCGCAGCCCCGGCGGCGCCUGCAGGAGGCGGGGGACUGCUCGUUGACGUGUUCGACACUCCGCCCGCCCAGAACAACGUGAGCACGGCCUUAGCGCCACAGGCGGAAGAAAACUUCUUCAAUAUGCCCAGUGGAGAAACUGCCCCAUCUGGCGACGCCUCUGCUACGGAGCUUGACGGAAGGUUUGCUAUAAAGAACAACGGUGUGCUGUUUGAGAAUGAACUCCUGCAGAUCGGGGUCAAAGCAGAAUACAAGGGCAACCUGGGACGUUUAGGUCUGUUCUACGGAAACAAGACGUCGUACCCUUUCCAGUUCUUCACCCCCACCGUGUCUUGUCCAGGAGAACUGGCCUCUGCGAUGAAUGUCCAGACCAAACCCCUGGAUGUGAACACAGUGGAGGGAGGAGCUCAGGUCCAACAGAUCAUCAACGUGGAGUGUAUAGCAGACUUUGUGGAUGCCCCCAUCCUCAGCAUUAAGUUCAGUUACUCUGGCAGCAUGCAGCAGAUCAACCUGAUGUUGCCCGUCAUGUUGAACAAAUUCUUCGAGCCCGUCGAGAUGGACGCAACCAGCUUCUUCAACAGGUGGAAACAGCUCAGCAGACGCCCUGGACAAGAGGAGCAAAAGAUUUUCAAGGCCUCGUUCCCAAUAAACUCAGAUACCUCCAGGACAAAGCUCCUUGGCUUUGGGUUUGGUCUCCUGGACGGGGUUGAUCCGAACCCGGACAACUUUGUCGGGGCUGGAAUCAUCAAGGCGCAGUCGUCACAGGUCGGCUGUCUGCUCAGACUAGAGCCCAAUAUGCAGGCACAGAUGUACCGGUUAACUUUGCGAACCAGUAGCAAGUCCGUCACCACAAGGCUGGCUGACCUCCUUCUCAAGCUUUUCUGACCGCAAACCCUCCUGGUUCCUUGAGAAACCUCGAAAAAUCCUGGGGAAGACCACGACGUGGAAUUACCUAGGAGAAUUCCAAAGGCAGUAGCUUGAAGAAAAUAGCUUCAAGAGCAUGUUUUCUGUGUGGUAGAGAGAGGAAGGAAAGGUUGUACAGUGGACAGAUUAUGCCAUAUCAAAAGGAGAGGUAGAUUAAAGAAAGAAUUCAAAAUUUCCACUUAAGGAAACAAAUUCAUUUAAAGAGAAGUGAUCACAGUCACAAUAAAUCAGUAGCCUUGUGAAUAAAUAUGCCAGUGUGUGUGUUCGUGACAGUCGUAUCUAGUGAUGGCCCUCUUGUUUUGUUGACUUUUUGCUAUGCAAAUUAGGCCAGGCUGCCCCUUGAAACCAGUAUUUCUAUCAGUUACCAGCAAAUGUCAACGUGACCUUUUAUGCAUCUAUGUUUUUCCACCAGUUAAUGUGUACCGUCUGUAAUGUGAAGUUCAACAAUGGGAAGAGCGUUGAAAAAUCUUUUACCAAGCUUCAGAGGUGUGCAAAGGUAAAGCAUUUUCAGGAUGUCAUUGAAAAUUUACCUUCUAGGGAUUGUAGCUGUAACAAUUCUAGAAGCCAAGAAGGCUUUAGGAUUUGUAUGUUUAGUUUAGUUUAGCAUUGUAAAAAAAGCAAAAAGAAGAGAAACCUCUUAGAUUUGAAGGUAGAACUUCUUAACUCUGCUGGCGGCAAGAAAUGUCUUUGAAAAAAGUUGUGACAAACUUGUUAGAUGGUAUGAGGCUUGCCCAAAGCCAUCCCAAUUAAAGUAGUAGACAAUGUGAAAAGUGACUCCCAUAAAUGGGGAGGACCACGUGCUCAUGGAGGUAAUGGUAGAUUGUGCACAUGAAAUAGUGGUUUUGGGAGGCAGCAAGGGAAUUUGUACACCAAUACACGACAGUUAUUCACUUAUAGUAUACAGGCAUACACAUGUAUAAAGUUGUGAGAAAUUCUGGCCAAGAAAUUACAAUACUUGAGGACACACUUGUAUGAGCUCUCAAAUCAUCAUCAGCAAAACAGUACCUACCAGCCAAUUUUGGUAACAUGUUAGUUUGAUUAUAUAUUGUGUAUGACAGUAUUCUGUACUGAUAAGAAAGAUGAUGAAGUUCAUCAUUUGGUUACUAUGUCAUCAAUUAUGAUAAGUGUAAUUCUACAUAACGUUCAAUGUUUCUGUAGCUAUUGUGUAUAUUAUAUACUAAAAUGAUUAAUUAUUACUAGACUAUCAGGUUGUGAAUUGCAAUGAUGAAAAGAGCAGCUAUUUGCAGCAUAUUUGACCCCAGAAACUUUUAAAAAGCUAACUAAUGGUUGUUUUCUGUUGUAUGCUUCUGCCAAUAUAAACAAUAGUAUUCACAUGUAUAAUAAUGAUCAUGUGCAAGUGUGGUCUAUUUUCAGACAGUGCUUGAGGAGGGUAGGGCUGGGGUUUCUGAGAUUUAAGGGGGGUUUGAAGGAUAAUUUCUUUACCGUACAGUCAACAUUGUCCGAGAAGACCACUCUGGACUGAGAAAAGCUGGUCUAUGCGGACAGGUGUUCGCUAUGGACAGGAUUCUUGAUAAAAUUUGCUUUUGCUAAUGGGGAAAGUCAUCUAAGGGACCAGUAAAAUGUGGUAACCAUUAACAUUUGCCAGGUCAGGUGGUCCUUAUGUUGAAGUGGUCACUUGUACAGGUUUGACUGUACUUCUUAUUACCUUGUGAGAAAUCAUACUGAAUUGACAAUAUGUGAUGAGGUCAUGUAGAAAAGACGUGAGCACCUAGAUCUAUUGUUGUAGUAAGCGCAGAGAGUAUAUGUAAAGGUUAGUAUGGAUCAGGACGCUUGUAGGAAAAGUCAGUGUAAAAUAUACAGGAUAUAGGAUCAGUGAAAAGUUGUAGAGCCUUGGACAUGGUUGCCAAUGUAGCAAUGUACAAAUGUC